This is a messenger RNA of Brienomyrus brachyistius, 1436 nucleotides long. RefSeq names its product transaldolase 1 (gene taldo1). Bases 89 to 1108 code for a protein of 339 amino acids. Gene Ontology annotation, biological process: carbohydrate metabolic process; pentose-phosphate shunt; pentose-phosphate shunt, non-oxidative branch. Gene Ontology annotation, molecular function: transaldolase activity. The transcript has 8 exons. The record is from RefSeq and is a predicted model, not a curated record. Lineage: Eukaryota; Metazoa; Chordata; Actinopteri; Osteoglossiformes; Mormyridae. Gene Ontology annotation, cellular component: intracellular anatomical structure; cytoplasm.
GGCCGCGCUCUCGGCUUUCUUGUGGAUUCGAAGCUGCGCUCGGUCUCACGCGCUCCGGUAUAAAAAGGGCUCGAGCUCGCCGCCAGUCAUGUCAGUCUCAGUCGCUCCGGAGAAACGGCAAAAGAUGGAGUUUGCGCUUGACCAACUGAAGAAGUACACUGUGGUUGUGGCGGACACGGGCGAUUUUAAUGCCAUCGAAGAGUACAAGCCACAGGAUGCCACAACAAACCCCUCCCUUAUCCUGGCUGCUGCAAAGAUGCCCACCUACCAGCAUUUAUUGGACCAGGCCAUUAAAUAUGGAAUUGCCAAUGGAGGGAGUGAAGAGGAACAGGUGACAAAUACCAUGGACAAGCUGUUUGUGAGCUUUGGCCUGGAGAUCCUGAAAAAAAUCCCAGGGAGGGUGUCUACAGAGGUUGAUGCCAGGCUGUCCUUUGACAAGAAUGCAAUGGUGUCUCGCGCACUGAGGCUCAUCGCUCUGUAUGAGGAGGCAGGAGUGGGCAAGGACCGGGUGCUGAUCAAGCUGUCUUCCACCUGGGAGGGGAUCCAGGCUGGCAGGGAGCUGGAGGAGAAGCAUGGAGUCCACUGCAACAUGACACUGCUCUUCUCAUUCGCCCAGGCUGUGGCAUGUGCUGAAGCCCAUGUCACCCUCAUCUCUCCCUUUGUGGGCCGCAUCCUGGACUGGUACAAGGAAAACACAGAUAAAAAGACCUAUGAAGCCAGUGAAGAUCCAGGUGUGCUGAGUGUGACAAAGAUCUACAAUUACUACAAGAAGUUUGACUACCCAACUGUGGUUAUGGGUGCAUCCUUCCGCAACACAGGGGAAGUGAAGGCCCUGGCAGGUUGUGACUUGCUGACAAUCUCUCCUGGCCUGCUGGCAGAGCUGAGCAAAGACCACAGUUCAGUGGUGCCCACCCUCACAGCACAGGGAGCAAAGGAAUGUGAGCUGGAGCAGAUUCAUUUGGACGAGAAGGACUUCCGCUGGCUCCACAAUGAGGACCGCAUGGCUGUAGAGAAGCUGUCUGAUGGCAUCCGCAAGUUUGCAGCUGAUGCUGUCAAGCUGGAGAGUAUGAUCAAGGAGCAGAUGAUGGAUGUGAAGAAUGGAGAGUGAGGUGGUCAUGCUGGGGUGCCGGCCUUGGCCUUGGCCUCCUUCCUCAGGCUGAAGAGGGACUGGGAGUGAUGAGCUCCGACUUCCCAUCCCAUUAUCUUCCUGGAUCAGUAUGGACAGUGGGACUCGGGUCACACUGCAACCCCUGAACACUUCUUAGAGGCCAGAAGAUUGCACCUUAUCACUAAGGGACCAAGACUCCUGUUGCCCCCCCCCCCAAGACCCAGCUGUUUUGGCUUGAACCAUUUCUAAAAUCUGUCCAGAAUCAUUUUGUAUGUAAGACCAGUGGCAUUUAUCAGUUUGUGUCUGAUUAAAUUCUUCUGCCCCUGUU